Molecule: messenger RNA, 1299 nt
Organism: Cyprinus carpio (common carp)
Lineage: Eukaryota; Metazoa; Chordata; Actinopteri; Cypriniformes; Cyprinidae
Gene: adprh
Product: ADP-ribosylarginine hydrolase
Exons: 6
Coding region: 206-991 (261 amino acids)
Source: RefSeq, a predicted model, not a curated record
UUAGUGUGAAAUCACCCUAAUCUAUUAUAAUAUACUGUACUAGGAACUGCAAGAGCUAGGGGGGCUGAAAAACAUCUCUGUGGAGCUUCCCGAUUGGCCAGUUAGUGAUGACACAGUGCUUCACUUGGCAACCGCUGAGGCUCUAGCAACAGGAAAAACAGGCGAGGAGCUACUGCAUGAGGUUGCUUUCCGAUAUGUGGAGGGAAUGAAGGACAUGGAAGGGAGGAAGCCAGGACCUUCAAGUAUUCUAGGUAUUGCACAGUUGUGCCCAGGCACUGAAGGGGGUUACAGGGUGCCAUAUAACCCAGAAGCCACAGGUUGUGGGGCAGCCAUGAGGUCUAUGUGCAUUGGUCUUAGAUAUCCUCGUCCUGAUCAGCUGUCCUCACUGGUUGAGGUUGCUGUGGAGACUGGAAGAAUGACCCAUCCUCAUCCAACCGGUUUCCUUGGAGCUGUGGCUUCAGCCUUGUUCACCACUUAUGCAGUCCAGCGAAGACCAAUCACAACCUGGGGUCUGGGUUUAUUGGAGGAGGCUUGUCCUGUCGCAAAAACAUUUGUUAAGUCUGCAGGAUAUGCUGUUACGGAGACUGAGAGAGACUGGGACUACUUUACUGGAAAAUGGAAAUGGUAUUUGGAUCUAAGAGGAUUGUUUAUGGGGACUGGUCAAGUUACUUGGCCUGACCAGUAUGGGCCAGCAGAACGAGAUGAGGCCUACAAGAGCUUCAGUCUGUCAGGCUGGGCUGGUCGAAGUGGUCAUGAUGCUCCAAUGAUCGCUCUGGAUGCCCUUUUAGGAGCAGGCUCAGACUGGGAGGAACUCAUGAGUCGAGCAGGAUUUCAUGGAGGAGACAGUGACAGUACUGCAGUGAUUGCCUGCUGCUGUUGGGGUCUGCUGUAUGGAAUGGACAGAGUUCCACAGUGUAACUAUAGAAACCUGGAGUACAGGGGACGACUGGAGAGUGUGGCUCAAAAGCUGUAUGGUCUUUCUCACUGCUAAAGCAAAGCUGUGAACAGAGAAAAUACAAAAAGAGAAACCUAACAUUGUCAUUUUAGAUCAGUGAACAUUUUUCAUAUAUGACAUACCCUUAAGGUGUGUUCACACUGACAGCAAUUAAAUUGUUUUAGGUUACCAAUGUCACUUGUAGGCACACAAUCAUCAAAAAUACUGAGGUUGCUUUGUUGAUGCAAAUGACAGUCUAUGUGAAUUCUCCUUUAAAUCUAAUGUACAUGUUACAUGUAUAUUCCUAUAUUAAAAAAUAAAAAGUAAUAAAUACAUACAUAAAAAUAUUUUGGAUGCAUUUGUUU